AUGCCUCAAUCACUCGUGCCUUAUACGAGUUCCAUGCGCAUGGGUAUGGGCUUUAACUCCUAUACCCAUAAGCUCUGUGUGGAAGGCGUUGGCUGCCGCGACGAUGACCAACACACGGUCGAAAAGUCGCUAAACUCGGUCACUUACUCGUCCAGAGUUAUCGAGAGAAUUUCCGACAUCGCAACGGCUAUGGAUAUUUCACUUAGCCACACUAUGAUCCAAGGGUCUCUCAAUCGUGAUGGGAGCGGAACCUUCAUCGACGAAGAGAAGAUCAUAGCUGCUGAUGUCAAUGUUCUUGUCUCCGUCAAGGUCAUGUCUCGAAGUUUCACAACUUCAGCUCCUAGUGAUUUCCAGAGCAUUCAUGAUUUCGAUCCUAGAAUGGACGUAUUCCAUGACGCUUUCGGGGACUCUUUCAUCUCUGGCUUUGUCGAAGGUGGCUACUUUGUCGGUAUUAUUUCUAUCCGCUGUCUUGACGGCAGCGACAGGGAUAGUGUCAUACAAGCUAUUGGAAAGAUUGCACAGACCAAGACCGAUCCAAGCGACCUGAACGAGACAACCCGCUCGCGCUUUUUCAACAGUGCUCUUCGAAACACAGAGACUACUAUCUCGGUCCGAUAUCACGGUGGAGGGUCGAUGGAGGGUAUCGGCCGCCCUUGGGACAUCAAUGCCGUGUAUCAAGCAGCUGCUGCAUUCCCGGCCCUGGUUGCCAAGGAUCCGCAGUACACCUGGGCUAUUCUGACCAAAUUCAAUGCAUCCCGAAGCUGGAACGAGCGUAUGUGUCUGCCCAGGGAACCAGGCAGCAGGUUCAAAGACUACUAUCCUGUCAUGCGCUACACAGCAACCCUUUUCGACAACUUCAUGAAGUAUAAGGGUCUUGUCGCAAAGGUUCAAGACAUUCUUUCCCACGGAGAUCAAUACACUUCAACAUCCAAGCCCAAUUCCAUCGAACUUGAUGUCGCUAAGCUCGUAGAAGUGCGCGCCGCCCUUCAGAAUGAGAUGGACAAAAUUGCAUCAGUGGUCAACAUACUAGUAAAAACACCCGAGAUUCUGUCUCAAGUUGACAGCUUUGCCAAAACAACGGAGAAUGAAUUAGUUCAGAGACUGCUUUACGCAACUCGUUUGUCUUCGUCCAGGUUCAAAGAUCUCUCGGGUUUGUAUGGAGAUGAGCCAUGUCGCACUCCGACCGGUCAUUCAUCAGAUACGUCCACCGCAGACUUCCAGGACAUCCUCACACCGGUCACGAACGAUCUAGACUCUGUGGUGAAUAAUGAGAUCUACCACGAAGAAAGCACAACGCCUGUACCAAUUCACUCUUUUGAGACAAAGAUGAAGUCGCUUAUUGCACCCGAAUUAUGGGAAGUACUUUUGCCUACUCGCAAACCAUCACUGGCAACUCAAAAUCAAGCAAAAGAUGAUCUUAAAAUUAUUGCAGCAGUAUGUGGGUUUCACGACGUUAAAUCCGCGCUGCAAGCGCUUGUCGUGAAUGGCGAGAUGGCAAUCGCGAUGGACGCAAUCAAAGCCUCGGUAAACGGCGAGAUAUACAAGAGAGAGAUGCCUCUCCUCGGCUGGAAUUUGUCUUUCAUCUACCAGUAUGGCGACGGACCAAUGCGCAUCUGUUCAUCCAACUACGACGAGAAGUCGAGCGGAUUCAUCAACAUUAGCAAAUCAUCGAAUCAUCCGAUUGUUACCCCCCGCAAGAGCAUUCUCGGAAAGUACCACAUUAUCACUGCUAUUUAUGGCGGGUUCCUAUGUUCCGAAGAUCAAAUCAAAUCGGUCGAGAAGGAACUAGAACAUAAUCAUGGCUGCAAGUACGAUAUUCCACACGGGUAUUGUAUCGUUUUCAACGAUGAAUUAAUUGGAGCCAACCCCUGGCACGGCGUCACUAAGACCGGUGUUGUUUUCUUCACCAUGUCGAAUGACAGCCGUAUUUAUACUGAAGUCGGCAUUGAAAAUCAGUGUUUCCAUCUGCAAGAGAACUACAGAACCAUCAUUGCACAGCAAGCUAAGGAUUGCUAG
Messenger RNA from Fusarium pseudograminearum CS3096, 2016 nucleotides. RefSeq lists its product as uncharacterized. The record is from RefSeq and is a predicted model, not a curated record. The coding region runs from base 1 to 2016 and encodes 671 amino acids. The transcript has 7 exons. Lineage: Eukaryota; Fungi; Ascomycota; Sordariomycetes; Hypocreales; Nectriaceae.